AUGACUGAAUUCGUCAAGGUCGAGAAGCUUGUCCCCAAGUUCCCGCCGCCGGCGUUCGGCGACAUCGCCAAGGCAUCGAACGACCUUAUCAACAAGGACUUCUACCACACUGCCGCAGCUGCCCUUGAGGUCAAGCUCAAGGCCCCCAACGGUGUCAACUUCACCGCCAAGGGUGUCUCCCCUCACUCCGGCCCUGUCGCCUCCUCCCUUGAGGGCAAGAAGGCUCUUUCCAACGGCAUCAGCAUCACCCAGUCCUGGAACACCGCCAAUGUCCUUGCUACUAAGGUCGAGCUCAACGACACCUUUGCUAGCGGCCUGAAGACCGAGGUUCUCUCCAACUUCAGCCCUGCUGCCGGCAACAAGGGCCAGAAGGUCAACUUCCACUUCAAGCAGCCCAACUUCCACGGCCGUGUCUUCGCUGACUACUCUGCCGCUGGUGCCAUCGGUGCUGUUGCCGAUGCCGUCGUUUCUCACGAGGGCUUUGUUGUUGGUGGUGAGGUCGGCUACGACGUCCAGAAGGCUACUAUCACCAAGUACAGCGCCGCUGUCGGUUACACCACUCCCCUCUACAACGCCGCCAUCACUGCGACCAACUCCCUGAGCGUCUUCUCCGCCGCAUACUACCAGAAGGUCAACCCUGCUGUGGAGGCCGGUGCCAAGGCUACUUGGGACUCUAAGUCGGGUUCCAACGUCGGUCUUGAGCUUGCUGCCAAGUACAAGCUCGACCCUGCUUCCUUCGCCAAGGCCAAGAUCAACAACCUCGGCAUUGCUUCCCUCGCCUACAACACCAAGGUCAACAGCGGUCUGACCUUCGGCAUUGGUGGCUCUUUCGAUACCCAGAAGCUCAACGAGGCCGGCCACAAGCUCGGCACCAGCUUCACCUUCGAGGGUUAA
Molecule: messenger RNA, 894 nt
Organism: Boeremia exigua
Lineage: Eukaryota; Fungi; Ascomycota; Dothideomycetes; Pleosporales; Didymellaceae
Product: mitochondrial porin-like protein
Exons: 6
Coding region: 1-894 (297 amino acids)
Biological process (GO): monoatomic anion transmembrane transport
Cellular component (GO): mitochondrial outer membrane
Molecular function (GO): voltage-gated monoatomic anion channel activity
Source: RefSeq, a predicted model, not a curated record